Molecule: messenger RNA, 918 nt
Organism: Fusarium musae
Lineage: Eukaryota; Fungi; Ascomycota; Sordariomycetes; Hypocreales; Nectriaceae
Exons: 1
Coding region: 1-918 (305 amino acids)
Molecular function (GO): oxidoreductase activity
Source: RefSeq, a predicted model, not a curated record
AUGUCUUCGCCAUUCAAAAACAUUAUCAUCGUCGGAGCCACUGGCUCAAUUGGCUCUAUCAUGCUAGACGCCCUAGUCAAAGAACCUUCCUUCACAGUCUCCGUCCUCCAGCGUUCAUCUUCAAAGGGCAAACUCCCAUCAAACGUCAAUGUCAUCAAAAUCGAUGAUUCAUACCCAACUGAAGAACUCAUCUCUGCUUUCACCGGCCAAGACGCUAUUGUCAACUGCAUGACCUCCCUGGCCGUCGCCGAUCAACUCCGCUUCGUCGAUGCUGCAGUCGCUGCGAAAGUGAAGCGCUACGUCGCGUCUGAGUAUGGUCUUAACAACAACAACCCUGAUGCCAGAGCCUUGAACUCCGUUUUCCGAGAGAAGGGCCAAGUGCAGGAUUACCUUCGCUCCAAAGAAUCUACUGGUCUAGAGUGGAUGGCCAUCGCUUGUGGCAUGUGGCUCAAGUGGAGUGCCGUACACGAUUUUCUGGGAAUGCACAUCAAGGACAAGAGGUUUGUUGUUUGGGAUGAUGGAGAGGGCUGGUUCAGCUGUACCACUGAAGCCAACACGGCUCUUGCUAUGGUCAACGCCCUCACUAAGAAAUGGGAAGAGACCAAGAACAGAAUUGUCUGGUUGAGUGACUUUGCUAUUACGCAGAACAUGCUCCUUGAGACUAUUGAGCGUGUUAGUGGGGAGAAGCUGGCUGUUGAGAAGAUUAAUAGUGAGAAGUUGAUUAAAGAUGGCCAGGCUGCUGUGGCAGCGGGAGAUCCUUACGCUGUCUAUAAUUUGAUCGAGACGGGGUUUGUCACGGGGCGGUUUGGAGGACAUCUUGAGAAGGAGGGUGAGAUCAUGAAUGACCUGUUGAGUUUGCCAAAGCAGGACUUUGAGGAGGUUGUCCGUGCCGCUUUGGAGGCUGUCAAAGAGUCUUGA